GGUUGUGUUGAACGCUCAUUUCUUGUUGGAUUUCUGCAGAUUUUAAAGAAUAUUUUUACAGAUAAAGUACAGGGCUUAAUUGGAAGGCUGCCAUGGCAACAGGCACAAGCAAAACCCCUAUUUUGUUCAUGCCAACAACACUUCCAGGACCUCCUGCCACACCCACAGUUCUUACAAGUCCCUCACCAGCAGCAGGCCCUGUCAGCAGCUUUGAUUUGGACGACAACCAAAAAAGAUGGGUUGUGAUUGGAAUCACAUUAAACAGGCUUCUAUUACCAGUUCUCCGUGACUUUGCUGGCAAGGAACUUGCCAAACACUACACGUCAUUGAAGAGCACAAGUGGAAUACAUACACAGGUCUAUUCCAAGCACACGAAGAAAGAUGGAUCAUUUGAAUUAAACUAUGGCAGCAUUAACAACAACUGGGGAAAAUUCAAGAGAAAGGUGCAUCGAUAUGAUUACAAAGUGACAUCUGCUGAGGAUCUGGCCAAACUUUAUCUUGAACCACACAUGGCCAAGUUUACUGGUUUUGAUGACACAUGUGACUUAUCAUCAGUUUUAGGAAUGCUGUCGAACUCAUCCGUUUUUCACACUCGCAUCCAAACAAAUGCCAAGGAUGUGCGUUCCAAAGUAAGAAAUUAGUGGGGACACUGUAACUUUGAUCACUGGAAUCAACCGGACUUCAACUACAGUUUCCAACUCAUGGAGACAUUGACUCGUUCUUUGGGCCUUACAGUAGCUGAUGAAGACAAAUUACGUGAUGAGCUUCGGGAGUGGGAGACCAAGGGUUUGAAAUUGUGCAUGGGUUGUCCAGUGGACAAAGAUUUGAUGAAAUUUGUCAGCAUUGAGGUAACCAACUUAGCACAGAACGUAGAAACCAUUACGAAAUCCGAUGCUGAUGAAGCCAAGAAGAUAAGAGAAGCUCUUCGAGACGCCACAGAUGAAAUAAUGAAGUUUGAUAAACGUAUAGUGGACAUAGAAAGCCGACUGGAGGAAGGGCACCAAGCGCAAACAAAAAAGAACAAAGAAUUCUCAUCAGUAAUUGAAGAUAUUUUUAACAACAUGACAAAAAUAGAGGAACGCCAAGAUACAAAUGAAGAAAACAUUUUUUUGUUAGAAGAAAGGCACGAUGAGCUAGAAUCCACAGUAACCUCUUUAAAGGACGGACAGAGUGCCUUAACCUCAAAGGUGGAGAUUUUAGAGGUCGGACAAACUCAGUUAGAUUCUCGGCUGAAAAAGUUAGAAAAAGGUAAUGCCAUUGCCACAGUCGAUUCUAAAAUUUUGCAUCUGCCCAGUCGCAAUCGUUGCUUUUGUGGUCGUGAAAGUGAGCUACAACGAAUUGCAGCGCAACUGAAAAAUAUUGUGAGGGGUUGUUCGGAAUCAGCAAUUUGCGGUCUCGGCGGUGUAGGAAAAACAUCUCUGGCUGUCGAGUUUCUCUGGCGACAGAAAGACAAGAAGGAAUAUCCCGGUGGUAUUUUCUGGAUUUCGGGUGAAAAAAAAGACCUUUUCGAAUUGUCUGUCAGCGAGAUGGCACGUCAAAUUGGAACUUUUGAUGACAAAGACUUUUCCAAUUCGCUGUCAAGAACCUUGGACUGGUUGGGAAAGCGUGAACAGCUGUGGUGUCUAGUGGUUGACAAUCUGGAUGAGUUAGAAAUGUCCAUGGAUAUGCGGAAGUUGCUGACUGGUCGUUGGAAACAAGCCGCCCGUGGUCAUAUCAUCAUAACCACAAGAAGAGAAGCAACAGAAAUCGGCGAAGAAACAGAAAUAGAAGAAAGCUCUUGUAUUGAGUUGAAAUGCUUCACAGAGGAAGAGGGAGUUCAAUUUUUAAAAUCACGAAGUGGGACAGCCGGACAAGACAGUGAUUUUCGUGAGCUGGUUGAAGAGCUUGGUGGACUGCCUUUAGCUCUUGAUCAAGCUGCUGCUUACAUUCGAUGUCUUCGCCAGCCUAUCAAAGAAUAUCUGAAGAAGUAUAGGAAACAAAAGAUGCUUCUCUUGAAAAAGAAGAAGGCUCGUAAUCUGGUGGAAAAUACACCACCUGAGCGACUGGCUGUCCACACAACAUGGUUGUUAAAUUUUAAGCACGUCAAUCAAAUGUCAGAAGAUAUGGAUCUUGGAGAAACCCCCUCUAUCGUAAUGAAAAUUUGUGCCUACCUAGGUCCCGAUGACAUUCCAUACCAGGUGAUAAACGAAGGACUCCACGUUGUAGGAACUUCUAAGGUAGUAAGUGAUUUGUGGGAUGCAGCCGAGAUAGUGUCUCUUCUUACUAAGUUUUCCCUUUUUCAAAGGCAUGGGACAGAUUCUUUCAGCGUUCAUCGUCUGGUGCAAGACGUCAUCCAAAGUGAGAUUGAAAAGGACGAAAUUGAACUUCGUGUACUUUGCUGUGCCGUGCACACACUUAACCAUGCACUAACAAAAACGCUCUCCCCAGCGGAAGUCUGCCGAAGUUUCGUUGAAGAUGCGGUUUUCAGUGUUGAGAAUCCUCCUUCGUUACAACUGUGGGGCAAGUUGGCUUCGCACUCGACCUACUUGCAAGAACAUUUGCGUACCUACGUAACAAAACAUGAAAAUGAUGUCGAGAGCUUGCAUAGUUUGCUCUACACUGAUGCAACUAUUCGUAUCUUUAACGAAGCAGCGAUAUUUUUUGGUGUUUCGCAUCAGAAUGUGAAAGCUCAGGCCAUGCAAAAAAAGAAACUAGAGUUGCUAGUACACCUUGAAAAGCCGACUCUUGAGGAAGAUUGUACCUUGCCUCAUUACUUUGUUGAUGUACCUUUGAAAGACAAGGACCACAAGGUGAUAACGUGUUGUAUGAGAAACCCUCCUCCUGAAAACGAGGCCUUGGCUGAAGAAGAUUCUGUUUAUAAUGAGAGGAAGGUGGAAGGCGACCAACUGAGAGAAAAAGGGAACGAUGCAUUUAAAAGUAGAAAUUUCCAAGAGGCACUGCGUCUUUAUACAAGAGCCAUUUAUCUGUGGCCUGAAGACCACCAGUUGUUUGGUAAUAGGGCCCUCUGCCAUUUAAAACUUGGAGACCCAAGAAAAGCUCUGGAAGAUUGUAAAAAAUGUCUUUAUCUAAAACCUGGUUACAGCAAAGCACUUCAACGGAAAGCUUGGGCUCUGCGAGAACUUGUAGAAGGUGGAAAUAAUGAGCUUGGAGGGCAGAAACGUGCAGCAAUAGCAGUCGCCCUUCACUUCGAUCCCAGUCUUCGCCAAGACAAAACGUUUUGUCAGAGGUUUCCUGAGGUACCAGGACUUCGCGUCAGAGAGAUAAACAAUGAAACUCAGCUGGCGUUUGCU
Stylophora pistillata is the source of this 3290-nucleotide messenger RNA. RefSeq lists its product as uncharacterized. Gene Ontology annotation, molecular function: ADP binding; protein binding. Gene Ontology annotation, cellular component: protein folding chaperone complex. NCBI's taxonomy places the organism in Eukaryota, Metazoa, Cnidaria, Anthozoa, Scleractinia, Pocilloporidae. The record is from RefSeq and is a predicted model, not a curated record.